This is a messenger RNA of Saccostrea echinata, 8263 nucleotides long. Its product is annotated as vitellogenin-1-like. The transcript has 29 exons. Bases 16 to 7977 code for a protein of 2653 amino acids. NCBI's taxonomy places the organism in Eukaryota, Metazoa, Mollusca, Bivalvia, Ostreida, Ostreidae. Gene Ontology annotation, biological process: lipid transport. Gene Ontology annotation, molecular function: lipid carrier activity. The record is from RefSeq and is a predicted model, not a curated record.
AGUCACACUAGAGGGAUGUAUCUUCUGCUGGCGGUAGCGGCGGCGGUUGCCGCGUCAGCCUACGAGAGAAAUAAGGAAUACCUUUAUGAAUAUGAAACACAAGCACUAACUGGAAUACCUCAGGGAAGCACGAUUUACUCUGGAAUGAAGUUAAAAUGUGACGUCAGAAUUCAGUUCCGCUCCAGAUCCUCGGCUACAUUACAGAUGGACAAAAUUGCCUUGGCGAAGAUUAAUGACCCGAUCGAAUCGGUGAACCCAACACAACAACAGGUACCCGAGAGUCUGUUCAGACCACUCACAGGCAAGGAUACUGACCAGAUGAUAAAAGACCUGUCUAGACCCAUCAACUUCCUAUAUGUCCGUGGCAGCAUCCACGAAAUCAAACAAGAAGCAGACGACCCAGAGUGGUCGGUCAAUGUUAAGAAAGGUCUCCUUAGUAUUCUGGAAGUGAACCUAGAUAAGAGGAAGCAGCUAGACCAAAGCAGUUCCAUCCCUCGAGUUCUGCGUCCCCAGUCUGCUAACGAAGACUCCAUGUAUAAGGUUAUGGAGCCCAGCAUUGGUGGUGAAUGUGAAACUCUAUACAAAGUCAGUCCUCGCACAUCAAGUAGUGGUGAUCCAAUAAUGUAUAUAACGAAAGUCAGAAACUAUAAAAACUGUCUGGACAGACCAAUGUACUUAACCUCUAUGUUCCACGGAAAAAAGUGUGCUGAGUGUGUCAAAGAUAGGUCAGACCCACUGAGAUCCGCCUCGCAGGUCAUGUACACAUUAAGGGGAAAUACUAGGUUGUUUCAGAUCCAGAGCGCCAUUGCUGAAAGUCAGCAUGUCUUCACACCAUACUCUGAAAAAGGAGGGAAUGUUGCAACCUAUCUAAACCAAACCUUAAAUCUGAUAAAAGUAAUGGAUGUAAAAGAUAGUUUAUCUCAGCCAAGCAGUCCAAAAACUGUUAGAUCUGGACUGCAGUUCUCGUCUCGUGAGAUCGAAUCACGUGACGAAUCCUUGAGUAGUUCACAGAAAUCGCCACCUUCCAGUCAAAGUCCAGCAUCACAGGUGCUCAGCAAACAGUCGCAGAAAAGUGCAAAUCAGGCAAAAGAGAGGAUCCGAAAACUGUUGAAAAUGUUGGAAACGUUCAUGAAACCAACUAUCAAGGAAGAGGCUGGCCCACUUCUAAUGUCACUUCUAGAGGAGAUCCGAAAGGCCGACGUCGAGAGCCUGAGAGCAGUGUUCCGCGAAACAGUCCAAAGUGCAUCUGCAGACAAGAAAAAAUUAAAGAUGUUGAUGGACCUGUUGCCGUCAGCUGGGACCGCCCCUGCUACAGAAGUACUUAGGGACGCUAUCAAGAAUGACCAAAUCACCAAGCCCCAAGCCGCCAUCGCUCUAAACAUUCUGUCUCUGUCAGCCCGACCGGAAGUUCUUGUUGCCAAAACACUUUUGGAACUAACACAGAGCCCUAAAGUUUCUCAGAAUCGAAUGUUGAAAAGAGCAGCUUUCCUGUGUUUGGGAGCAGUAGCGGGUAAGCUUAGAGAGGAAGAACACAGAAGAUCCCGCCAAAUGGCUCGUCAGGAGAGGAUCGUCAAUACUCUUAUGUCUACUGUGUCAAACUCUCAGAGCAGGAAAAAACUGAAGUCCAAAAAGAGAGAUAUGGGGGAUAGAAAGAGAAAACAGCAGAGUAUUUACACAAGAAUAAGACAGGAAAUUGUCAAGGAAAUUCAGAGUUUAAUGAAGUCCACUGACAUUGACGAUAAAAUCUUAAGCUUUAAAACAGCAGGGAACUCCGGACUGCGGGAGAUGAUUCCCAGUAUCAGAACAUACAUAGAAGAUAAGUCCCAACCUCAGCUGCUCCGAGCUCAAGCCAUCUACAGUUUGAGAAAACUCACCAGUCAGCACCCUCAAGACAUUCAGUCCAUUCUGCUACCCAGAUACUUUGACCGCACUGAGAAAGAGGAAGUUAGAAUUUCCUCAUAUAUUGUCUUGACAUCAACAAGUCCUUCCCGCCAGCUUCUAGAGAUGGUUGCCCAUUCGCUCCACAGAGAAACCAACCCACAUGUCGGAACAUUUGUCUAUACACACCUUGAACAAAUGUCCAACAGUACUUAUCCAUGCCUCAUGUCUUGGGCAAAGAAUGCGACAUUCGCAUUGCGAUUUGCAAAGAAGUUUAGCCCGACGUUCCAAUAUUCGAGAUUUCUUCAAUUCUCCAGAUACAACGAUAGAGUAAAGCUAGGGGCAGCUGCAGAACUUGGUUUCAUAACUUCCCCAGAAGAGUUUAUUCCAAGAGCUGGUGCUGUACAUCUCAAUACUCAUGUUCUGGGAAGCUCAAUUAAUUUUAUGGAGAUUGGAUUCAACACCGAGGGAUUGCAAACACUUCUGUCGAAAAUGGUUGGACCACUCGGUGAACUUACCAAAGGAAAAUCAGUUGUGGAUGUUCUCAAACAGCGAGUACGCAGAAGUUCACAGUCAACGCAAACUCAAAGUGACCCGAUCAGUCAAAUCCAUCAGCAGCUGAAGGUGUCAGCUCGUACAAGCCCUGAACCUAAAGGCCAUUUAUACAUAAAAAUGAUGGGCAAUGAACUCCAGUAUUUUAGUCUGGAUCGCAGUACUAUGGUGGAAGCAUUACUUAAAGAGGGAAAGAUCCUGUUAAGUGUGACGGAACAGAAAAUGAAGAGCGGUAUAGACAUUGACAUACACAGGUCUCUCAUACCUCUCGAUGCUGACACUAUGAUUCCAACCGAGUCUGGUCUCCCACUCCGUCUGAAACUUAGGGGGACAGCUGCAGUUAAAGUAACAGGCAAAAUGAAAGUUUCUGGGGUACCUUCUCUGUUUCAGAUCAACCGUCCAGGAAAGGCCGCGAGAGAACUAGGCUUAGAUUUAGAACUUAAUCCAAGUGUAUUGGUUGACAUGCGAGGUGAAAUGGAAAUGGAUGCAGAAUACUUCAAAGCGGGUGUAUCUAUUAAAUCUAUGGCACAUGUAGAGACACCUCUUUCGAUCUCCACUACCUUUAAUCUUCCUACUGCCAAACUUAUAACUAAAGUCAAUAUUGAGAAAUUGAAUGAGAAAGUAGCUAAGAUGGAAAUAUCUCCAUCAACGUAUUUCAAAGAAAACCCGUCUGACAUAGCAAAGUAUCCUGCACCAAGAGAAACGCAAUGCAUCAGGGCUGCUGAAGGUGCAAAGGCCAUGCCAUUGUCAAUUUCAUUUGGUAAACGCAGUUUGGGUCUUGAAGUAGGAAUAAGCGGACAAGCUGUUGUGAGCGAUUUCGAGAUGAAUGUCCCAUAUUACCCAAUGAUAGGUAAACAGGAAUUGUUUAUCACCUUAUCACCAGGAAUUAAUCCUCAAAAAUAUAUGGAAUUUCAAGUUCAACUGAUGGCUCCAAAACAAGAAUCUGCUCAACAAUCAGCCUCAGAUAAGGCUACGAAUUCGGGAGAAGAAGGGAUUAUUUCUAAAAUAGCAAGUUAUUUAACGUUAUUAAGUGGUGGUCAGUCUGAUCAGAUCCCAUCCUCUUCUUCACAACCUUCCUCUCCUCCAAAAGACAUCAAAUCAAAAGAUUCAUCCUUGGCAAGUCUCAUUCAACAUUUGAAAGAACCACAAUCUGUCCAGUCAGACAAAGCUGUUGUGUCACGUAACAACAGUAUUGGAAUUCUGAUAAAUGUCAUUGGAAUAGAUGAAUCUAGAUCAAUUAAACGACAUCUGCAAGUCUGUAUGGCAGCCGGUUUUGACAUGAGCUCAAGAGUCACUUCAAUUCUGGCGACUCUGAAUAGAUCUCCUGUUCCAGAAGUAGAAACCAAAGCAUGGAAGAUGGACAUUGCCAUCAAGUUAAAUUUACCAACAAAACUUGUAAAUCCUUCGGAACUGAUGUCUGAAUCAUACCAGAAAGAGCUUGAAAAACAAAUAGAGGUGCAUAUAAGAAGACAUGGAGAGGAUGAGUAUCAUAGGUUAAUCGAUCGGGAGAUACCAAGCCAACAGAUUAAAGUUCUAAAAACACUUUUAAGCUCAACAGGCACCCAAGAAAUCAUUGACGAAGUUGUGAACACGGAAGUGAGUCAAUCAGAAGAAUCUUCGCCAAGUUCUGACAGAAAGGUAAUCAAGCUUAUCCGAGAACAGAAACAUCUUCUGAAAGAAGUGACGAAUAUUCGUAGAAAGUCAUCUGACCCAUUAAAACUUCAGAGGAUAAAAUCAACACUCUCCUCUGUCAUAAAGUGGUCAGAAAAGGUUAAACAACUUUUAGAAAGAGAGUCAAGAUCAGUUCCAACCAGUGAAGAAUCUGAUAAUCUACGAAAAUACUCUGCAUUACUUCAACAAAUCGUUGAGCAAAGAAUUGAGGAAUCCGUCCUAUCUUCAUCGAGGGCAUUGUCUUCUAAAGAUCAACAAUCUCUCAAAAAAUCAUUAGAAACAAACAGAGAAUCACUGAGAAAAAUAUUGCAAAAGCAAAGUUCUUCACAGAGGGUUUCUCAAAGUUCUCAAUCCAAUCCACAAUCUCCGCCCAUCCCUGAAGUACAGGUUGAGGGUUCCUCUCAGCAACAAGAACCACAACAGUCAGAAGAAACACAACAAAGGGAUUCAUCUAAGUCGCAACCCGGACAGUCAGACUCUCAGUCUCCCUCUGUACCUGAAGUUAAUUCGAAAGAGGCUCAGGAAUCCCCACAAAAGUCUGAACAGUCAGAACAACCGGAGCAACAAUCUCGGCAAUCAAAAAAAACAUCCAAACAGUCAGAGAAAUCACCGCAAAGUCGGGAACAACUACAGAGGACACAUCAACAAUCCCAAGAUAGCGCCUCUCUCUCUCAGUCCAAAAGUAAGUCUCCUUUAUCCAAAUCAGUUUCGAGUCUUCUGCAGAUCCAGCGGGAGGCCAUUCAAGAACUUUCCGAGUCGAAAGAAAAAUUGGAUGGGGCAAAAAAUAUUGAUCAGAAGAAAAUAAAAGAAGCAGUUCGUGUAGCUAAGGAAAUCAAUGAAAAGAUUCGUCGAGAGGCGUCGACCUCAUUGCCCCAUAGAAUUGAAAAGGAAAGAGCAAUUUUGCUAAAAGCUGUAAUCCAACAACAACAAAUUUCCAAAUGUUUAGAACAGAGAAUAAAAAGACAGAAAUCCAAACCGCAAAAUCAGAAAGAAAUGCAAGAAAUGACGACAUUGUUGCAACACUUGAAACAAGAAAAUGACAAACUGUCAAAGGUAUUGGCAAUAGCAACUCAGCAAGAGAAAGAAAGAGAGGCAGUGAGGGGAACACGUUCACAGAGAGAACAGAGAACACUUGAAAGUCUUAGACAAGUCCAGCUGUCACAAGUAAUCGCUGUCCAGCAGUUAGUGGCUGCAGAAUCAUCAUCAUCUGCGAAAUCUAGGAAAGAUAAUGCCCAACCAGUUCAAAGAGUGCAGCAAUGUAUGGAGAUUUUAGAUGAAACAGGCACACAAAUAGUGUCUUUAAUCAAACAAAGCAAUGUAAACCAAAGCCCACCAGACGUUAUAGCUAAACUUGUUGAGGUUAUACAAAUGCAACACAGUUUGUUGGGAUUAGUUGCUGGGCGUGCCAGAGAGCAAUUGAUUCAAUCUGUUUCCCGCUCCGAAGCAAUGGACACAAGAAUAGAAAAACUUGAGGAGAAGGCUGAAACGGAAAAACUUGAGUAUCUUCAAAUAAUGAGAAAUAUACUAAAAUCAAUUAAAGCGAAAAGAUCCGUUUCUAGUCUUAGUCGAUCUGAUAAUAAAAUGCUUCAGAUAGUCCACAAUAAGAUGGGAUUAAUUAGAUCAAUGCAAAUAAAAAUUGAACAUAGAGUAAGAGAUAUUGAAAAGGAUCAAAAGAAGUCUGCUAAAAAGCUUGAAUCCACAACGAUUACAGAACUAGCUGCAAAAUGUAAAACCGUCCAAGAUGAAAUCGAAAAGGUAGAAAGUGAUAUAAGAUCAAAUCAACUCCAUCAGAAGGUGGAUGAUACUACAAAAGAACCAUUGCGAAGAAUUGAAAUCCAAAAACAAAUUGUUGAGAAGGUAAAGGAACUCAUACCGAAAUCAGAAAUGAGUCCACAAGAAAAACAAACCAUUCAGGCCUCUUUGAAAACUCAGGAGAAGAGGUUAGAAGAACUGCAGCAGAAGGUUCAAGAUCUCAAAAACGAAGAAUCUCAACAUAGCUCAACAAGCUCAUCCCGGGAGUCACAGUCAGUUCAAUCUUCUCAAAAUAGACCUGUUGCCGGUAUUAGGCAAGAAGACAAAUUGCAAGAUAGUAAAGAUCGACAGAAUGGAGAUGGUACAAGGAACAAUCGUAAAUCUAAAGAGAAAUCUGAACAGAUAUCUCGCAGGUCACAAAAAGAAUCCGCAAAACAAAGAUCUGAGAAAUCCAUUAACGAUCAACAAACAGAGUCUAGGAGUUCACAACCAAGCGACGUUGACUCCAAACAAAGCAGUGAUCAAAGUCCUUCUAAAAGGCGACCAAGCAGUCAGCAGUCAGACAAGAGCAAAGACAUUCGUCAAAAACAAAAGUCAAGCAGGAAGGCCAAGUCGUCAGCACCUGGAGACUUAAAAGUAGAAACCGACAGAGAAAUGUGUAUAUCGGUGAAGGCGCAGUACGGGGCCGAAGGUGAUAAAAAGAAAUUUUUCGAAGUCCAGAUUCUCGGAACACCCUCUUUGGAACAGUUAAUAUGGGAAAGGGCACAAAAAUCGCCACUAGAGAGAAGCAGCAUAACAAAAACAUAUCUGAGGGAAAUGAGAGGUGGAUCUGAAGAAGUAACUUCAGCUUAUCUUAAACUCAGCUUAGAAAUGAACAUGAUUCGUCACCUGCACGUCCGUGUUCAUUAUGAAAGGGAAGAAAUACCUCGUAGUUUAGAAGAAUUUGCGUGGUGGACACAUGAAGCAAUGAAAGCCAUGAUGUAUCGACAUUUAUUCACAAAGUACCCUCAUUCCUUCCGUCCUAAAGACAGAUUGGAAGUCCUUCUUAAUUUCAGGAGAAACAAUAGACAAUUUGACGCAGAAUUUAAACUUUCUGAAGAGUCUAACUUUCUGAGAGGCAUUUCCAUUCCAUAUUUUGGACCAUUCUUCUUUGAAUCUAUGAAAGGUAUCAGGGAUGGACUUCGACGUCCGUUACAGAAGACAUUGUCCAGCAUCACUAGCCGUCUGCCAGGACAAUGCGAGGUGAAACAUAACCAGGUUAGAACUAUGGAUGGGAAAGAAUACAGCAUACCAGACACAAAGGAUUGCAAAGUCGUUCUGUCCAUAGACUGUUCCUCUGCUAAGCAAUUCGCCAUUAAAUACAGAAAGGAUUCAUCCGAUCCCUCUAAAAGAGCUGUUGAGGUUCAUAUAGAAGGUAAACGCAUAGAGAUUGUUCCAGUAAAAUCCUCUUUAGAUGUUAAAGUUGAUGGCAAAAAAGAAGACAUUCCAGCUGAGUCUGCAAUCAGCGUUAAAGUAGCAUCAUCCUUAAGCAGCAAUAAAGAUUCCAGACUAGAAAUCAGUCGUCAACAAAAUAGGAUUUCCAUCUCGGCAUCACGGAAAGGAGUACAUGUCACAUCAGAUGGUCACAAAAUAUCCAUUAAGGUGACCCCGUUUUACUACUCUCAAGUUUGCGGUCUCUGUGGAAACUUCGACGGAAAACAAGGAAAUGAAUAUCAAAGUCCGCAGAGAGUUGAUCGUUCCGAUCCAAAUUGUUUUGUUCUUGAUUAUUUAAUCCCAGACAGUAAAUGUGAUUCUGGAAGUGUACUGAAGGAAUGUCAUCAACAUCAGAAUUCGUCAUCGCCAUCACGAUGCUUAGUAAAACCUGAAACCGUACUACGAACACGUUUGAACAAAGGCGUAUCCCAGCUCUGUUUCUCCCAGAGUUCUGUGAAGAGUUGUCCAGCCCACUGCAAGCAAAAAGACCCCAAAUCAAAGGCGGUCCCCAUGGUGUGUUAUGAGCAUGACAGUGUCAAAGCCAAAGCAUUAAAGAAAGCCAGCUACAAGGGCCCUGUAUCGGAACUGAAGUCGCAUCAAGCCGAUUACACGGAAUAUGUGCAGGAACCCACAAGUUGUGGGGAAGUGUAAAUUCUCUUGGACCUUUUAUCACUUUUUUAUAUCUUAAAUAUGUGCACGAUAUAAAAUUAGCGAUUAUAUAUAGGGCAUAGACGAUGUAUCAUAUCAAAAAGAUCUUUGGUGGCGGAGUUUUUUUUAAUCAUUUGCGAGUAUAUGUACAUUAUUUAGUAUAGAUUGUGGUCUUCAUAACAACGGGUUCUCUAGUCUAUAGUCAUUAUGCAGCAAGUUUUUUGUUGUUAUAACCAUUGAUUUGUUGUGUAUUGUGAAUAAAAUAUGCAUGCAGCAGUGAAAAUUCUAA